Messenger RNA from Acipenser ruthenus (sterlet), 1891 nucleotides. RefSeq names its product limb region 1 protein homolog. Gene Ontology annotation, molecular function: transmembrane signaling receptor activity. The transcript has 17 exons. Gene Ontology annotation, biological process: signal transduction. Lineage: Eukaryota; Metazoa; Chordata; Actinopteri; Acipenseriformes; Acipenseridae. The record is from RefSeq and is a predicted model, not a curated record. The coding region runs from base 308 to 1792 and encodes 494 amino acids.
ACUCGUAUGUAGUUGUCGCUGCCCUUCUCUGUCACUCAGCGCUCCUCAGUUGUUUUGAAGCCGUGGCUGCUCCAGCGAUCUGUGGGUGGGUGACGUCUGAUGUCAUUUCCUGCUGAGGUCAUGCAGACGGCGAACUUGAACGAUUUCUGCGCAGAAUGAGUAACGUCUGCGCGUCUGGAACGUCUUCUCUGGGUCUCUGUUGUUUAUUUUGAGGGGGUGGGGCGGUUUUGCGAAAGAUAAUUUUGUAAUUUGUGAAAGUUGCUAUGCAGCGUAAGUAAGUAAUUUAUAUUUCUUUGCAAUAUGAAGAAUGGAAGAAGACGAUGUGACCAUCACCGCCAGAGAGCAGAAUUUCCACAGCCAAGUCCGAGAAUACAUUAUUUGUUUCCUACUUUUUGCAGUCCUCUACUUCGUUUCAUACUUCAUUAUCACCAGAUACAAGAGGAAAGCUGAUGAUCAUGAAGAUGAAGAUGCCAUUGUCAACCGAAUAUCGCUUUACUUGUGCACCUUCACUCUGGCUGUUUCAGCUGGGGCAGUGCUGCUUCUGCCAUUUUCAAUAGUCAGUAUUGAGAUCCUGCUCUCCUUCCCUAAAAACUACUAUAUCCAGUGGCUUAAUGGCUCACUAAUCCAUGGCCUGUGGAAUCUGGUGUCCCUGUUCUCUAACCUCUGCCUGUUCAUGCUCAUGCCCUUUGCCUAUUUCUUUCUGGAGUCGGAAGGGUUUGCUGGAUCUAAAAAGGGCAUUAAAGCUAGAGUCCUGGAAACAUUUGUGAUGCUUAUACUGCUGGGGUUGCUUAUUCUGGGAAUAGUUUGGGUAGCGUCGGCUCUUAUAGACAACGAUGCAGCCAGUAUGGAAUCCUUGUAUGAUCUUUGGGAGUUCUACUUGCCUUAUUUGUAUUCCUGUAUUUCUUUAAUGGGGGGUUUACUGCUUCUUUUAUGCACACCUGUGGGCCUUUCCAGGAUGUUUACAGUCAUGGGGCAGUUGCUGGUAAAGCCAACAAUUCUGGAAGACCUGGAUGAGCAAAUUUACUGCAUCCAUUUACAAGAGGAAGCACUUCAAAGGAGAUUAAACGGGAUGACCUCACAUUCCCAAUACAACCCAGUAGAUCUGCAACAGGAGCUGGACAGCGUAAGAAGCAUGAAAAAUAAACUGGAAAGGCGGAAGAAAGCUUCUGCAUGGGAGAAGAAUUUGGUGUAUCCUGUUGUCAUGUUAAUACUCCUGGCUGGAACAACAAUAUCAGUCCUUCUGGUUGUGUUCAACAUCCUCUAUUUGUUAGUUGAUGAAACUGCAAUGCCAAGGGGAUCAAAGGCAAAUAAUACAAAGGAGCGGGGGAUUGGAAGUGCUUCCUUGUCCACGUUUGGAUUUGUGGGAGCAGCACUUGAAAUCAUCCUGAUUUUCUAUCUAAUGGUGUCUUCUGUCGUUGGCUUCUAUAGUCUGCGCGUCUUUGAGGAGCUCACGCCCAGGAAAGAUGACACAACCAUGACAACGAUCAUUGGUUGCUGUGUGUCUAUCCUUGUGUUGAGUUCUGCAUUGCCAGUUAUGUCAAGAACCUUGGGUAUAACCAGGUUUGAUCUCCUGGGUGACUUUGGGAGAUUCAAUUGGUUGGGAAAUUUCUACAUCGUCUUGUCUUACAACAUACUGUUUGCUGUUGUGACGACACUGUGUCUGGUCAGAAAGUUUACCUCAGCUGUGCGGGAAGAGCUUCUGAAAGCAUUAGGUCUAGAUAAAUUACACCUAUCAAAUAACACAAGGGAACCAGAAAAGCAUUCUGCAAACAGGCAUCAGAAAUCACUGUGAAAAUACGACCAGUAAAUAAUCAACAAGGACUGAAUACGAGAAGGGAAAGCUUCCACCUCAUGACACAUGAUAAUCUGUAUAUCCCCUCCCCCCCCCCUC